AUGGGAGAGGUAAUAGAAACCCUACCGGAGCACCGGAGCUUGUUAGCAGCUCCGAUUGUAUUCAUUAUCGUCGUCGCUUUCCAAUUCUUCUCCAGGUGGCUAGAGCAGUUAAAGAAGGGAGUGAAGAGUGCUACGGCAACCCGAUUGCGGGGAGAAAUUAAAGACAUCUUAAAGGAGGUAAGCCUGACCCACCAGGUGAAAGAUUCUAACAGUGGUACCUGCCUUCCAGAUCAAGAGUUACAUGGCAAGGAGAUAAAACUUUCAUACGACGUGUAUCUGAGAAUUUUGUUCAUCUUAAAGGUCUUAACAUAUGUUGUGCUGGUUUGCUGGUUUUGGAGGGUUCCUGUUGGGUCCAUAUCGCAACAACUUGUGCAACCAUUUGGGAAGAUGAUAUCAUGGAGGGCUGGAGGAGUUGUAAACGAAAAUGUUAUGGUAGGAAUAAUUCCUUGGUUGAUAUUAUCUACCAGGGUCAGCAAGUUCAUAUGUCGACUUGCCAAGUUCUAGAGGUUAGAUGAUUUCUGUCCUGUCAAGUUUUUGUACACAUGUUAACGUGGUUUUGUUUUGACUAUUACUUCACGAUAUCUUUAGUCAUGAACUUAGGAUUGUUACCUGCUAAUUUAAUUUGUAUCAGUGAUGUGCAUUACUGUUUUGGUCGUCUGUGUAGCUUGAGUUUAUUGUUUAUCUUAAAAAACUAACCUCUUGAAAAACCCAUUCUUUGAAGUUAUUUAUUAAAAUCCAGCAAAAUAGUGUGAUGCUUUUUGUGUUUGGUAAUCAAAUGCCUAUGCGAUCACCGUCAACCAUGCCCAUGAUGGAAUUAAGAGUGGAUCCAAGAGAAAAUAAAGAAAUAUGAUACUUGGAGCUCAAGACUUCAAUGCGAACUCAAACUCACAAAAGAGAAGAAAGAUUUAGCCAAGGCAAAGAAGAAAAGGCAUCCUAGCACACAAGUAGCGAUGGCAAGUCCUGGCGAACGACCACUCAGUACCACAUAUGUGCCGGUAAUGAAUGCAACCACCAUUGCCAUUAAGGCAAACAAAGUAAAGGAUAACGCGUUGUGGAAAUUUUUCUGCAAUUUUCCGGUCAGACUUGUG
Messenger RNA from Malus domestica (apple), 1088 nucleotides. Its product is annotated as protein GET1-like. NCBI's taxonomy places the organism in Eukaryota, Viridiplantae, Streptophyta, Magnoliopsida, Rosales, Rosaceae. The record is from RefSeq and is a predicted model, not a curated record.